This is a messenger RNA of Coccomyxa subellipsoidea C-169, 1578 nucleotides long. RefSeq names its product UDP-Glycosyltransferase/glycogen phosphorylase. Gene Ontology annotation, molecular function: UDP-glycosyltransferase activity. The transcript is spliced from 12 exons. NCBI's taxonomy places the organism in Eukaryota, Viridiplantae, Chlorophyta, Trebouxiophyceae, Coccomyxaceae. Bases 157 to 1578 code for a protein of 473 amino acids. The record is from RefSeq and is a predicted model, not a curated record.
AAUUGAUGAAGCUGCCCGAUGUGUUAUGCUUCCAGAACCUUCUCACAGUAGCUCUAAGAUCUGCCCUCUCAUUGACAUACCACCACAUGCCAUACCGACACUCAUCUCGCAGGAAAGGUUCUCGUGCUCACGACACCUCUGGGAGUGUCACACAUCAUGAACCUGAGGGAAAUUGCAGAAGAGCUUGCUCAGCAGAGGGCCCAUCACAUUACUUAUGUCACCACGAACCUUGACAUGAGUCCCCUGCAGCCUACCAACAAUACUAUAUUGUCCUACAACAUCCAUGGCAUGGCUGACACAGAGACACUGUCAGACUGGGUACUGUCCUCCAAGAACACCUCUGCGGGCGUGGCGAGCAGCUUCAUGGUAAUUAUAAAUCAGGCUUGCCUGGGCCUGAUGAGCAAUGAAACUGCUCUCACCCAGCUGAAGGACUUUAGGGCUGAUGUCAUGCUGGCAGAGAUCCAAAAUCCAUGCACUGCUCUGCUGGCGCAUGUUCUGGACUUGCCAUGGGUCAACCAUUGGCCGCUGGCCCCAAUUGAGCAUGAUUUUGACCAGAGGCCGAGCAGAAGCACCAUACAUCUUCUGUGCUUCUGGGGGAGGCUGAAAAGCUUUCUGGCGCACCAGCUUAAUGGCUUGAAGGUGUGGCGGAUGCACAGCAGCACAGGUGAAUGGACCUGCACAGCGCUGCUCUGCAUUUCACCGUGCAUGCAGUCCCUACGCAAGAAGUACGACUUCAAUCCAUAUGCGGCCGAGGAGCGCAGGAGGAUGGUCCUGUCAAUGUCACCAGUUGACUGGGCAGCAGAGUGGUUGCGGCCAAUGUCACCCAGCUACAAGUAUGUGGGUCCAGUGCUUGCUGGGCCGGGCAAAGCACUUCCAGCGGAUUUUGAGGCUUUUAUGACAGGUGCUGGCGAUCAGGGAGUCCUGCUGGCGUCCAUGGGCACGAUGGCUGAGCUAGACCAGGAGGAGCUGGCGAGCAUGGCUGCAGCAUUUGCGACGCUGCCGUGCAAGGUGCUGUGGAGGCUGACGCCCAAGGAGGCGCCUGAUGCUGCAGCAGUGGCUGCACUUAACCUGGGCAACAACACUUGGGUGGUGAUGCGGGUGCCCCAGAAUGAUGUGCUGGCGCACCCCAACCUGAGGGCGUUCCUGUCGCAUGUCGGCAUCAACAGCAUGUACGAGGCGAUCUAUCACGGAAAGCCAGUCGUGGGCAUGCCCUUGUUUGGCGACCAGCCCAGCAACGCUGACAGGGUCGUGGCAAAGGGCUUUGGGGUGCGCCUGAGUCCUGAUCAGGCCGGCACGCCCGCAUUCAAGGAGGCGUUGAUGGAAGUGCUGACAAACCCCAAAUACACAGCGGCCGCCCGGGCCAUGUCUGUCAAGAUUAGAGCACGCAAGAACACUCCUGUGCAGGAGGCUGCAGACUGGGUUGAGCAUGUGAUUGCAACCAAGGGGGAGCCCUACCUCAAGAUCCCGGAGGACGAGAUGUCCUUUAUCGCGCGCAAUUUCUUGGACGUCUAUGCGAUUAUUGCAGCAUGCUGCCUGUGUCCUGUGAUGGCUGCAUGGGCAGUUUUGGCCCUGCUCUAA